Molecule: messenger RNA, 2857 nt
Organism: Vitis riparia (riverbank grape)
Lineage: Eukaryota; Viridiplantae; Streptophyta; Magnoliopsida; Vitales; Vitaceae
Product: hydroxyproline O-galactosyltransferase GALT3
Exons: 8
Coding region: 297-2210 (637 amino acids)
Cellular component (GO): Golgi membrane
Molecular function (GO): galactosyltransferase activity; carbohydrate binding
Source: RefSeq, a predicted model, not a curated record
ACGUCACUUUAUGGAAACAUGGAGUGAGUUGGCGAAGUUGGAUUUUCAGCUGAGCUGAGCACAGUGGCUGGCUGAACAACAGUAAUAGCUUUAGAUCCUUCUUGGAUACCAGGAUUCGAGUUUUUCAACUUCUCAAUCUCUCUUUUCCUUCAGAUCUACGCAGCAGAAUCAGGUUCAUACUUCAAUUUGGAAUGGUAUAUGAAGAUGAUUUAUGAAAAUGGGAACUCAAGAAUUGAAUGCCCAUGUGCCCAGAGUCAAUAGCUUGGGACUUGAGAGCCCUUUGAGUUGUUUUGAGAAUGAGGAAGUGGUAUGGAGGAGUGUUGAUUAUAGCACUUGCUGUUAUCUUGCUUCUUCAGUACACUAUUAUGGGAAACCGCCCCCAGAAGCAGCCCCCACAUAGGUUUUUUGGGAACCAUCCAGCCAAUACUUCUAAAUUAAAGGAUAGUGAUUCAGUGUCUUCGGUAAAAGAGAAAAAAGUUCUAAAUCAUAGGAAAAAGGCCCAUCUUAUUGAUGUUGAAGGACUUGAUGAUUUAUAUGCUUUGAACAACAUUUCUAAGGAAGAUUCCAAGGCCUUGCUUGUGUGGGCUCACAUGUAUCCAUUGUUAUGCCGGUCUGAUGCUUUGCCUGAAACAGCUCAAGGCAUAAAAGAGGCUUCCUCAGCUUGGAAGGAUCUGUGGUCUGCAAUUGAGGAGGAUAAGGCCUCCAAGUUUAAUAAUACUCAAAGUGAAAAUGGAAACCCAGAAGCUAAAGACUGUCCUUUCUCUGUGAGUACAUUUGAUAAGACGGUGUAUAGCAGUGGAUGUAUUCUUGAGUUCCCAUGUGGUCUAGUUGAGGAUUCGUCCAUUACAGUGAUUGGCAUUCCUGAUGGCCGCAAUGGAAGCUUUCAAGUUGAACUUGUGGGAUUGCAGCUUCCAGGGGAGAGGGAGCCUCCCAUUUUAUUGCACUACAAUGUGAGUCUUCCGGGAGAUAAACUGACAGAGGAGCCAGUGAUAGUUCAAAAUACAUGGACUAAUGAGACAGGGUGGGGAAAGGAGGAGAGGUGUCAUGCUCAUGCAUCCACUAACAUCCAGAAAGUUGAUGGACUUGUUCUUUGCAAUCAACUAAUUGUCAGAAGCACUGUGGAAGAAAAUCUAAACAUGACUCAUCCUAAUAGUGACAUGUUGACCAAUGUUUCUAGUGGAAGAGCCCAUGUCAGUGCUAAUUUCCCAUUUGCUGAAGGAAAUCCAUUUACUGCAACAUUGUGGGUUGGUUCAGAGGGAUUCCACAUGACUGUGAAUGGAAGGCAUGAAACAUCUUUUACAUAUAGGGAGAAACUUGAGCCAUGGUUGGUUAGUGGAGUUAAAGUAGCAGGUGGUUUGGAACUCUUAUCUGCCUUAGCUAAAGAUUUGCCUGUUUCUGAAGAUCUAGAUUUGGCCGUUGAUGUUGAACACCUCAAAGCUCCACCAGUUUCCCGGAAAAGACUUGUAAUGCUGGUUGGGGUUUUCUCUACUGGAAAUAAUUUUGAGCGUCGCAUGGCACUGAGGAGGACUUGGAUGCAAUACGAAGCUGUACGUUCUGGCGAUGUGGCUGUUCGCUUUUUCAUUGGUCUUCACAAGAACCGGCAAGUCAAUUUAGAGCUGUGGAGAGAAGCUCAAGCAUAUGGAGACAUCCAGUUGAUGCCUUUUGUUGAUUAUUACAGCCUUAUCAGUUUGAAGACAAUUGCAACCUGCAUUAUGGGGACGAAAAUCCUCCCUGCUAAAUAUGUAAUGAAAACAGAUGAUGAUGCUUUUGUUAGGAUUGAUGAAGUUCUCUCAAGUCUUAAAGGAAAGCCAUCUAAUGGCCUGUUGUAUGGUCUUAUAUCCUUUGACUCGGCACCCCACAGGGAUAAAGACAGCAAAUGGCAUAUCAGUGCUGAGGAAUGGCCACGUGAUACGUACCCACCAUGGGCCCAUGGUCCAGGUUACAUCAUAUCCCGAGACAUUGCAAAAUUCAUUGUUCAAAGCCACCAAGAAAGAGACCUCCAGCUUUUUAAACUAGAAGAUGUUGCGAUGGGCAUAUGGAUUGAUGAAUUCAAGAACAAGGAUCAACAAGUAAACUACAUUAGCGAUGAACGGUUUUAUAACACUGGAUGUGAAUCAAAUUAUAUUCUCGCCCAUUAUCAGGGUCCAAGAAAGGUGUUAUGCCUGUGGGAGAUGCUGCAGAAAGAGCAGAAGCCCAUCUGCUGUGAGUAAAGAGUUCAACAACCUAUGGUUAACAGAUGCAUUCUUUGUAAAGAGUAUGAGGAAUCGGCGGAUCAUAUUCUAAUUCAUUGCGAUAAGACAAGGGAGCUUUGGACUGUGGUGCUCUCUUCUUUUGGGGUGGUGUGGGUGCUCCCGAACUCAAUGAGAAAUUUGCUUCUUGAAUGGAAAAUUAAGGGCCUAGAAAAAAAGAGGAGUGUAGUUUGGAAAAUGGCGUCUAUUUGUUUGUUUUGGUGUAUUUGGGGAGAGCGGAAUAGAAGAAUGUUUCAAGAAGAAGAGAAGUCAGAUAUGAGUUUGAAGAAUCUCUUCCUUCGGACUCUUCUUGAAUGGUCUCAACAGUUCAUGGACGUGGACUAUCUCUCUUUUAUGAAUAUGUUGGGUGGUUGACUUGUUGGUCAUCUUUGGCUUUUCUAGGUUUUUGUUUAUCCUUUAUUGCCUUGGGUGAGGCCUUCUUUGUAUACUGUCAGUGUACUUAGGGAGCGCCCCCUGUUUUGGCGUGGUCUAAUAUGAUUUCUUCUCUUGGUUUAUCAAAAAAAAAAUGGAUUCCAAUUUAGGCAAAUUUGAUACCACAAAGCUUGAUCAUUGAGUUGAAUGUGUUUACAUUCUCCAAAUGUGAAUAAGAUUGCAGAAUUUGAUGACAA